Molecule: messenger RNA, 2652 nt
Organism: Notodromas monacha
Lineage: Eukaryota; Metazoa; Arthropoda; Ostracoda; Podocopida; Cyprididae
Source: the annotation of a GenBank genome assembly
AUUUUUGUGCCGGACUUCAGAUUCAUGGGCACGAUUUGGGAAGCAGCGAAACUGUGCCAAUCAUACUCCAACUCAGGCCUGAUGAUGAUCAACUCUCGAAAUAUGAUCACAAAGGCAAAGGAAGCCCUGCGACCAGAACAAGAGGGAGUUUUCUUCACAGCGUCUGCUCGAAUAUAUGAUGAGCAAGCUGGCUACAGUAAUUACACGGUCUUUCGCAAUCCGUUGGAUUUUUCCAUUCUCACCGAUGUUCCGUGGAAAUACCCAGCGAUCGACCCCGGCAAUUCUCUCGCAGAACUCGCGCUGAUUUAUCGCGGAGGACUCAUAAGUGAUUUGCACCACGAAUGCUACAAAGUAUUCAUUCCUAUGAAUCGUACGGAUCUUGCUUGUCACACGGCGUGCCAAAGAUCCUCUCCCACGAAUUGCCGUGUGCCACCACUAACUGUGGAUGACGUGAAUGUGCGUGGAAUCAAAUGCUCAGUAGGAACUGAAAACAUCACUCCGACGUCAUCUGGAAACUAUACUUUCGGAACAAAAGCAACGUACGAGUGUCCUCUUGGAAAGGUUUUCAAUGAAACCAUCAGCAGGCACUUGAUUGCAGAAUGCCGGGGUCCAAUCGGCUGGGAAAGACCCGUUUUACUUCGUUGCGUUUCCCCCGGAGCAACGAUGGCAUUUGGGAACAAGACUUACACCUUGUACAAUGCGACUGCAUCACGUUACCAGUCGUUCAAGGCAGAGGAGUACUGUAAUUCAGUCAAUGGUUCCUUGGCAACAAUAUCUUCCCCCGUGUUACUUGAGGAAUUGGGAGGUUUCUUGUCGGAAAAAGGUUUGAGUGGUGCCAUGGUCGGGAAUAAUAUAAGGGGCUUGCUAUUGAAUCAGGACUCCCAAAGAUCGUAUGCUGCAAAUCUGACAAGGACUUGGUCUUUUGCAAUAUUCAAUGAAAGUGCCUGGAAGCCGGAUUGGGUCCCUAAUGAAGAUUUCAAAUGCACCGUGCUAAAAUAUGGGACCAAAUGGGAAUUCGAUUCAGUUGAUUGCAUGGAUACACAAGAGAAAACUUUUAUUUGCGAAUCGACUCCUUCUGUCUGUCCAUUCCAGUCACUCACCCAAUUCGCUCCGAGGCAAGCAUGGAAACUGGAUUUCGACCCCGCGCCAAAUAUCACACUACGUUACGGGACAAUUCUAAAUUACACCUGCCGAGGGGUAGAAAAUACUGGAACUGUAGUCUCGACUAUGUGCCUCGGAAAACUUGCAUGGCAAACCCUGCUGUCGAAUUUUGGGGAUUGUCCGCUUUAUAAACCAUACACAUUCCUAUCAAAUGGAUCAGAUAACGGGGUGCUGAAAUCCGCAGCAAAAUGCGCUUCUGAGCAAGGUUUACAAUUGCCCUUGAUCACGGAUUCGGUGGAAAUGGGACAUGUUUUAUCCCAAGUUCCGGAUGAGGAAAAGAAUGUUAGGAAUCCCACUGUGAUGAUCCCUGUGAGAAACUACGCACUCUUUUCAGCUCAAACUGAAGGCAUCACGGAUUUCACAGCAGUCAUGACGAAACUCAACAUAAACGAUCCCAACAUCUGGCUGCCUGGAGAACCAAAGGCUGAUGCCAAAUUGCUGUGCAGUUAUUUGUUGAAUCGAAAUGGAUCCUGGGGCCUCGCCAAUUUUGAAUGCAGUGAGGAGCACGAAGGAAAAGUUACUAUCGUCUGUGGCUUAGCAAAGGCGACCAAUUGCACAAUAGCUCCUCCGAAGCAGAACAACAGGACAGGCACUGCAUCACCAGCACCUGAUAGCAAUGGAGCUUAUGUUUUUGAAGCGACUAAUUCCUACCCAAAUUGUGAUUGCGGAAUGAUGGAAGAGAACCAGACGGGAUUGAUAACAGUUCGAACCAGCACCUGUUACGGGAACUUUGGCUGGUAUCCUUAUUCCCUUGGACCUUGUGUACCUGGUACAAAAAAAUGUGGAGGGCUGCCAUCGGAGCCGAAGAACGAUUCUCACAUGCAACAGAAUUGUUCCGUGAACGACGAAAUAUCUCACUGGUCUCUCACGUGUGUUUCCGGCUACAAAUGGGCAAAUUCCAGUAGCACAUCUUUGGACAGGACGUGUAACAAAGAUACGGGAAACUGGACUGAAAUUCAAGAUACCUGCGCUCCCGUGGCAACUGGGACAGCAUCAGCUGAUUCAGAAAGCGCAUCAUCUACUUUGUCAACAACUGUCAGUCCAACUACUUCCACGACACAAGGUGGUUCAUUCAGCACAAGCACGAGCAUAUCUUCUUCCACCGGAACAGCAGCGACAUCUACUCAAACAUCAACAGAAGCCGGCUCAGUUAUUGCUUCAACUGCGUCGACAUCACUCUCAGCAACCAAAGGUUCAACGAGUUUGACAUCCAAUCCAUCUACAAUGAGUGCCACAACUUCAACUGCAUCCAGUUCCAGUGCAGCAAGUGGAACAACUAACACGCAGCAAGGGACAACAAUAUCCUCUACGAUAGUGUCAUCGACGUCUACUGGAAUUACUGCUUCGACAUCAAAAAACACGGAAAUUUCUUCAAUUUUGAGUACGACUCGGCCGAUCACAUCAACUACUAGAGCAGCAGGGGAACCAGUAUGUGCUUCGUCCAUCGUUGCAAGAAAGCGAGGCCUUCCAUCUGCGGCCGAAAAUUGCUAG